Lates calcarifer (barramundi perch) is the source of this 1790-nucleotide messenger RNA. It is a transcript of the gene tada2a, whose product is annotated as transcriptional adaptor 2A. Gene Ontology annotation, molecular function: protein binding; zinc ion binding; chromatin binding. The record is from RefSeq and is a predicted model, not a curated record. The transcript is spliced from 15 exons. Gene Ontology annotation, biological process: chromatin remodeling; regulation of transcription by RNA polymerase II. Gene Ontology annotation, cellular component: SAGA-type complex; nucleus. NCBI's taxonomy places the organism in Eukaryota, Metazoa, Chordata, Actinopteri, Centropomidae. The coding region runs from base 116 to 1456 and encodes 446 amino acids.
GAUCGAUUUGGGCUCGAGUAGCUUUGCCUUCCUUCUCAGGUUUACUAGCAAGCUCUGAAAAAUAGAUUGAUCCAAAACAUCCCUUCUAGUUUUAGCGUUGUUGAAACAUCAUCAUAUGGACCGGCUCGCAUCUUUUGGAAAUGAUCCCUUUGAUAAACCACCGUGCAGAGGUUGUUCAUCUUAUCUUACUGAGCCUUACAUCAAGUGUGCAGAAUGUGGACCCUCACCUUUUUUACUAUGCCUCCAGUGUUUCACCAGAGGAUUUGAAUACAAGAAGCAUCAGAGUGAUCACAAAUAUGAAAUCAUGACAUCAGAUUUCCCUGUGUUGGAGCCUGGAUGGACGGCACAGGAGGAGAUGGCCCUGUUGGAGGCAGUAAUGGAUUGUGGUUUUGGAAACUGGCAGGAUGUGGCAUAUCAGAUGCGCACAAAGACCAAAGAAGAAUGUGAGAGCCACUACAUGAAGAAUUUCAUCAAUAACCCACUCUUCUCCUCCACCCUGCUCAGCCUGCGGAAAACAAAAGACUCACGCUUUGCAGAGGGCGCUAUUCCUUCAAACGUCACCACCGAUGAUCCCCCUCGGCCCACAUUUGACUCUGUACUAUCUCGAGACAUGGCUGGAUACAUGCCUGCCAGAGCAGACUUCAUGGAGGAGUUUGACAACUAUGCCGAAUGGGAUUUGAAAGACAUUGACUUUGUGGAUGAUGACUCAGACAUCCUUCGUGCUCUGAAGCUUGCAGUUGUUGAUAUCUAUCAUUCAAGAUUAAAAGAGAGGCAGCGGAGGAAAAAGAUUAUCCGAGACCAUGGCCUGAUCAACCUUCGCAAAUUCCAGAUGCUGGAGCGAUGUUACCCAAAGGAGGUGCAGGAGCUGUACGAUGUCAUGAGACGAUUUGCCAGAGUGGUUGGACCGAUUGAACAUGACAAAUUCAUCGAAAGUCAUGCACUGGAGUUUGAGCUGAGGAGAGAGAUCCGCAGGCUGCAAGAGUACAGGAAAGCAGGGAUCAAGUCUUUCUGCAGUGCCAAGGUGUACGAGCGGGUGAAGCGUAUGCGCGAGGACGAACGUAGGAAGAGGACCAUGUUGUGUGACGUGCUGCAGUACAUCCAGGAUGGCAGAGCCUGCCAGCAGUGGCUCAGCAAACAGGCCGCAAUAGAUGCUGGCAUCACUCCAGCUGUCACGACGAUCACAGUGUCAGCAACAGGUAGGCGGAGCGCCCCUCCUCUCAACCUGACCGGACUGCCAGGGACAGAGAAGCUCAACGAGCGGGAGAAAGAGCUGUGCCAGGUGGUGCGGCUGGUGCCGGGAGCCUACCUGGAGUACAAGCAGGCUUUACUGAACGAGUGCAGACGGCAGGGCGGGCUGCGGCUGGCACAGGCCCGAGCACUGAUCAAGAUCGACGUCAACAAGACACGUAAAAUCUAUGAUUUCCUAAUCAAAGAGGGCUACAUCACUAAGGCCUAGGAGCAUUUGAUUUAACCACAGAGGAGUUUUGAUUGUGGUUAGUUUUUCUUUUUAUUCUUAUAUCAUCGUAAGCUGUUGUUUUGUAAGAGUUUCAGAUUGUUGCUGCUCCUUUGAAAUAUUGUAGCAUUUGUAGGGUCCUGUUUUGUUUAUAUGGAGUCUUAAAUGUAUUAAAAUGAAAUGAUCUCUUUGUAUAAUUCUCUCAUAAAAACAGGGCCUCAUAUUAACAUAAGGAUGUAUUUAUUUCUCCUGUCAUAAAAUGUUUGUGAAAAAAAAUAUUUUCUGUGUAUAACAGCAUUUUAGUUUAAAUCUAACAGGCUCCACUUGGGCUGAAAUA